This is a messenger RNA of Equus caballus (horse), 2043 nucleotides long. Lineage: Eukaryota; Metazoa; Chordata; Mammalia; Perissodactyla; Equidae. The record is from RefSeq and is a predicted model, not a curated record.
CUCUUUUAUUAAAAAUCCUGUUAAGGAUGAACUGGGGACGGCGUUACCUUCCCACACUGUCUUCAAAAUGCCAAAACUGCCGAGGGGCAGACGAUGACCGGGGUCCGGGGUCCGACCCUAGAAGGCCAGUCACCUCGGUGGCACUCUCUCCAGAGGACACGCUGUCAUUCCCGCGCGGACCCUCUGCAGCCGCCGCCGCCGUCCGCCAGGGCUCGGGGCAGGGACCCCGCCCCAGGCCUCGGCCGAGGCCUGAAGGAAACGCGGCCCCGGCUCUGCUCCCGCCCCGCCCGGCGCGCCGCUCCAGCAGGGGCCCCUGCCCUCCUCGCUGCCUCGGGGCCGCGCUCCCCGGACUCCGCCCGCUCGCCCGCCCGGAACCCUCACCCCGCAGCGGAGCGCCCAGCCGCGCGCCCACUCACCUCCCUUACGCCGCAACUGGCACUCUGCUCACGAGGCCGCGUGGGCCGAGGGCUUGGCGCUCGGGAUUCGGCCCAGGGGGCGGAGCCUGGGCGGGGAUGGACCUGGCGUCUGGAUUCAGAGCGCGGAUUGGCUGCGGGGCCGGCCGGGAUCGCGGACUGGAUGGAACUGGGGGCGGGUUGCGGCAGGAGGCGGGGAAAGGUGCCAGGAUGAUGAAAGUAAGGGGACGGGAUGAAGGUGGAUGUUUGGAUAUGGCCUCGGGGCGCCAUUGACUAUGAGAAUGUCCGCUAUCCAGGACUGGACAGGGCUGGUGGAGGUGCUGGCCACUUAAACCGCGACUUUGAUGGCGGUAUUCUGUCGGAUUGUUAUGUUUUACUGGGGAACUCCAUGUCUAGUUCUUAACCACACUGAAGCCUUAAGGGUAAGUGUCAGAUCAGUUUCCAAUGCCAGGUGCUUCUUUUAUUUCUCUCACAUUUAACAAAUAUGAAUGCAGGACAUAGGUGCUGAGGCUACUCAGGAAAAUGAGUCAGAAAAAGUGUUAGUCUUAAACCUUACAUAGGGAGAAACAGACAACAGGUGGAUAAAUAUAUACAAUGGCUUCAGAGGGUCAUCAGUGUUAUGAAGAAGCAAUGAGGGGUGGACACAGCAGAUAGUUUAAAUGGAAUGGUCAGGAAAGGCUUUUUUUGAGGAGGUGACACUUGAACCUAGAAGUGAAUGAUGAAGAGGCUACCUUGCAAAAAGUGAUUCUAGAAAGGAAGACAUCUGUUGAAAAGGUCCCAACGUGGGAACAAACUUGGCAAGUUCAAGGAGUGAGAGAGACGCCAGUGUGUCUAAUAGUGAUUCAGGGCAAAGUGCUUCCAGCUUAGGGUGGAGAGAAAGGCAGAUGCCAGAUCAUGCAGAGCCUUGAAGACCUCAGAAAGGGGUAUGAUUUUAUUCUGAAGCAGCCACUUAAAAAUCUUAAGCAGAGGAAUAGUGUAAUCUUAAUUACAUUUUUUUAAAGAUCCUCUAGCCGCUUGGAGAAGGGACUUGUGGGUAGGCAAGUGUAGAAGCAGGAAGAUCUGUUAGGAGGUUUUUAGAGUGAGAGAUGAUGUUCCCUGAGACUAGGGUGGUGGCAGAGGAGAGAAAGAGGGCUUAGGAGGUCCACAUCCGUUAUGCCGACAGUCACUCAUUUCCUCUGUUUCAGCACUCCACCAUCAACUAUGCCUGAUUUCUCCUAAGUCAGACUCUCUGCUUGCCCUCUUCAGAGUACAAACUGCUAAUCUGUUGCUGAGGUGAGGGGCGACAAAUUGGUGGGGAUGUGCAGACCAGGGUGGUAGUCUUGGGAUGUAGUGGUUUCUUAGACAGGCCUUUAAAUGGUCCUCCGGUUUUUAGUCCUGAGCUUUUGGAGAGUUGUGUGUGGGGGACAACAUCUGGUUGCUUUUUUGGCUUUCUUCAUGCCUGUCUAGGAUUCAGCGUGUUUGAGUCUACCGUCAGCUAUUCCCUGCCCAUCUGCUUUAUAACUUCGACCAUUUAGUUACCACUGUCCUUCCCCUUGUUUUUGUUCUCGUGGGUUUAUGGCUCACAAGAAUCGCCUUACUGCUGUUUUAGUGGGGCUUGUAGAGAGAAAAUGUAAAUGUGUUUGAUUUCCCA